Geodia barretti is the source of this 567-nucleotide messenger RNA. NCBI's taxonomy places the organism in Eukaryota, Metazoa, Porifera, Demospongiae, Tetractinellida, Geodiidae. The record is from the annotation of a GenBank genome assembly.
AUGAAAGUAGGCGCUUUUGAACUUCAGGAACCCCUUCCCGAACUACGGGAUCCCCACGUAUUCGCGAUGAUUCGCCCGUGGGUCGACGUCGGCAGUGUCGGCACGUUGACCCUGAACCGCUUGGAAAGAUACCUGGGCUCCAAGGAAUUGGGCAGGUUGCAUCGGCCUGGCGAAUUCUUCGAUUUCACCCGGUAUCGCCCCAACAUGCGUUUGGUGGACAACGAGCGGCGAGUGCGCGUUCCGAAUAGCAUCAUCAGGUAUGCGACAACCGAAAACGGCCCGGACUACCUGUUUUUCCAUCUUCGUGAGCCCCACGCCAACAGCGAGACGUAUACUGACUCGAUCCUGGAGGUCGUGGAGAAAUUCAACGUAAAACGAUACUGCCGACUGGGAGCAAUGUACGACGCGGUGCCCCACACGCGCCCAUUGCUGGUCACCGGCGCCCUCGGUUCGGUGCCACAACUGCGGUCGGUACCCAAUCUGAAACUGCGCGGGAGCACCUACCAGGGCCCCACGACGAUAAUGAACUUGGUGUCCGACGUAUGUCCAAUUGGACGAGGACUAUAA